GUUUUCUAUUUCUCUCCUCACAUUUGCUCUCCAUUCAACCUCACCAAGUUCCUAGGACCUUUAUCAUCUUCAUCACAGAAGAAUCGCAUAGAGAAAUGAAAAGUGCUGUCAUCCCGUCUGGAUCACCCCUUCUUUCAAUGGAGACAAGGCCUCAGAACGGCCUCUGACUGCUGGACCGAGAAAUGAAAGGCUUUGUAGCGUGGUUCCUCCUCUGCACAAUUUGUCUAGAGAUUUUCAGAAAUCAGAGGAGGAAGCCGGGACUAAUCUUCAUUGAAGAGAAGAGCUUGAGGCACAAGUAAGCUGGGUUUCAAUUCAAGAUCAAAAUCCAGUCGAGGCUCGGGAUCAAACACUGUUUCUUCCUUGGUUAGAAUCUUGAAUCCCUUGUGGCUGCCAUUGGGGUUCCUAAGCGGGACAAUUUGUUGGAGAGAUUGAUGAAGCUGCCACGAUAGCUAAGAAAAGAUUUGUUAAUUGACGACAUGAAAGAGACCAAAAAUCUUGAACCGGUGAUGAAUUAAAUUCUAAAACCUGGGGCCAAGAUUUGAUCAAGAAUUUUGAAUUUUUAUUUUUUAUAUUAAUGAGGUUUUUCGAUUUAUCUGGUGGCACAUGAAUCUGGGUUUUUUUUUUUUUUUUGCUAUAAUAAGAAUCUAGCUUUUUUCUUUUUUCUAUAAUCAUUAUUGUGGGUUGUUUCUGGGUUUGAUUUGUAGAAAAUUUCUGUACAUAAACUUAGGUUUGAUGAUGAGAUUUUUCUGUGGAAAGUAUAAGAUUUUUGUCAGCAUCAUCUUUAGUUUUAGUACAAACGCAGAAAACUGUAGUUGGAGGCGAAGGGUUCAUAACCAGAGAUGAAGAGUUCUGUUUCUGUGUCGAAGGAGACAAGUUGCACUGGAUUGUUUUCUCUUUUUUAUUUUCGAUUUAUCCGUGGCAAAGAAUAAAGUAUAACGAUUGAG
Messenger RNA from Rubroshorea leprosula, 944 nucleotides. Lineage: Eukaryota; Viridiplantae; Streptophyta; Magnoliopsida; Malvales; Dipterocarpaceae. The record is from the annotation of a GenBank genome assembly.